UUGGAUCGAAAUCAAUUGGAAGCUAAAAACUGCUCCAGAACGCAAAUAUUUAGAUAAGUAAAUAUGUGAUGAUGUACUAACCAUCGUAGAUGCACACAGAUACAUCCCAGGAUACAUCCCCCGAUGAGAUAAGCACCCCCAUUCAUUUCAACAUCUUCGAGUGUCGUACAGCGAGAACCCCACCGUCAUGGAGAAGAAUGAGAGGGCACAAAAGCCCCCAAAGAAGAAGGCCGCAACGAUCUUGAGUGGAAUCGAAGAAGUACCACCGCCAGAGGCAGCCCCAAAUCCAACGACAGCCGGUGGAAGGGCAAGGGGAACCUGCCCCUGUCCCCCGGCUAGUGGUGGGACCAUUGCGGCUUUGGUGAGCGGUUUGCACCACUCGGGGGCACGUGGCUUCCAGUCGCUGCACCAGCCACUGCUCGAAUGCGAGGAGCGGGCCCUGGCCAUCAAGCAACACCUCAGAGGGCAUCGGGGCCAUGGAAUUGAGGCGUCUCCCCACGAGUCCAUGCCGCGAUUUAUAGUCGAUAUCGAGGAGGAGCCAUCGGAGUCGUCGCAGAGUAUUGGAGGGCAGGAACACCAGGAUCAGGAACACCCAGAGCAAGAGCAUAGUGGCGGUGGCGGUGGCGCUGGCGGUGGUGGUGCCGGCGCGAGCUCCUCUCGACGCUUCAGUCACUUCAAUCUGGCCCUUCGUCGUUUCUCCCACAUCCAUGUCCAUAACAUAAAUCGCUACGGAGAAUCCAUGGGUUCGCUGGGACAUCGCGCCUUGCUGCAGUUCAUCGAUAAUAAUGAUAUCUCCGGGCUGCGCGCCAUCCUUGACAGCCGGCAUCUAAAAAUCGAUGAUCGGGAUGAGAAUGCCACCACCGUGCUGAUGGUUGUGCCCGCGGGUCUCACAGCAUUCGUUCAGGAAUUCCUGGCACGCGGCGCCGAUGUCCAGGCCGAGGAUCUGGACUGCUGGACCGCUCUGCUGUGUGCCUCCCGCAAUGGGCAUUUUGAUGUCGUCCAACUUCUACUGGAUCAUGGCGCUGAGGUCGAGCAUCGCGAUAUGGGGGGCUGGACGAGUCUGAUGUGGGCCGCCUAUCGGGGGCACACUGAACUGGUGCGGCUGCUGCUGGAAAAGGGGGCCGAUGGCAAUGCGCAUGGCAAUUACCACUUGGGGGCCCUGCUCUGGGCAGCGGGACGGGGCUUCAAGGACAUUGUGGAGCUACUGGUGCAGCGCGGUGCCAAGGUGAAUGUCGGCGACAAGUACGGAACCACAGCCCUCGUCUGGGCCUGUCGACGGGGCAACGUUGAGAUCGUGGACACUCUGCUGAAGGCCGGUGCCAAUGUCGACACUGCUGGGAUGUACUCGUGGACUCCACUGUUGGUGGCAGCUGCCGGUGGACACACUGACUGCGUGAGUUCCAUUCUGGAGAAGAAGCCGAAUGUGAAUGCACUGGAUAAGGAUGGAAUGACGGCCCUGUGCAUCGCCAGUCGUGAGGGACUGGCCAUCUACACGGCCGUGGAGAAGGGCCACAUCCAGAUCGUGAAGCUGCUGCUAUCCACGAACCCCGACAUGGAGUCGUCCACCAAAGACGGCGACACACCGCUCAUGCGUGCCGUGCGCAAUCGCAAUCUGGAGAUAGUCCACAUGCUGCCUGACCGCAAGGCCAAGGUGAUUGCCGCCGAUAAGCGCGGCGACACCUGUCUGCACAUAGCCAUGCGGGCGCGCAGCAAGGCGAUAGUGAAGGCGCUCCUGCGCAAUCCCAAGCACAGCCAGCUCCUGUAUCGGGCGAACAAGGCGGGCGAGACGCCCUAUAACAUCGACAACCUGCACCAGAAGACGAUACUCGGCCAGGUGUUUGGGGCCAGGCGUCUCAACACCAACGAGGACUCCGAGGGCAUGCUGGGCUACGAGCUGUACUCCUCCGCCUUGGCAGAUGUGCUCAGCGAGCCCACGCUGACGACGCCCAUCACCGUCGGACUCUACGCCAAGUGGGGCAGCGGCAAGAGUUUCCUGCUCAACAAACAGCGCGACGAGAUGAACAACUUUGCCAAACAGUGGGCCGAGCCGCCAGCCAAAACCAGCGGCCUCCUGUUCAUCGUGUGUCUGCACGUGGCGUUGCUCAUCGGCACCAUUGUCGGGCUGUGCACCUGGUCGACGGUCUGCGGCGUGUCAUCCGCCGCAGCCUUCAUGCUGGUGGCCUGCCUGUUGCUGGCGGCUGUUAAAUACUGCAACUACCAGAUGGACAUGCUCUGGGCCUAUUCCGUGCAGCAUGGUCUGGAGAAGCGAAUGACACGUCUGCGCCUCAUCCUGCAGGUGGCAUUCUGCCACCCGCCUGGCCCCCAGUCCGACUCCCAAGCCAAGCCGGUGCGCUUCCACUUUGCGGAGGCCAACAGUGCAUCGCCGACGGGCGACGGAGCCGUGGCCCACAUGCUGGCGGCCCUACUGGGUGCCUUGGAGUCACACUACGGCUGGCUGGCCACCCGCCUGUACCGCGCCUUCCGCCCCAAGUGCCUCAAGGCGGACGUGGGCUGGCGCUGGCGGCGCAUGUGCUGCAUUCCCAUUGUCGUAAUCUUCGAACUGGCGCUGGUCACCCUGGUAACUGGCAUCUCUCUAAUCGUGGCCUACUUCACGUACGCCAAUGCCAAGGAGCGGGAGCAGAUCCAGGUGGUGCUCUAUGUGGUGGCCGCCAUUCUGGGCACCCUCAUCUGCACGCACCUGCAUGUUCUGGCCAAGGUAUGCGUCGCCCUGUUCACCUCCCACAUCCGGCAGCUGAAGGGAGCGGUGCGCACCAGCGAAACGGCACCCCUGACGAUGCUCGGCGCCGAGGUUGCGGUGAUGACGGACAUGGUCAAGUGCCUGGACUCGUUCACCAAUCAGCAGAGCCGGCUGGUGGGCGUGAUCGAUGCCCUCGACUCGUGCGACACGGAACGCAUCCUCACCCUGCUGAACGCCGUCCAGACGCUGCUCUCCACGCCGAACCGUCCCUUUGUGCUGCUCAUCUCGGUGGAUCCCCAUGUAAUUGCCAAGGCGGCGGAGGCCAACAGUCGACGCCUGUUCACCGAGGGUGGCAUCGGGGGCCAAGACUUCCUGCGGAACCUGGACCAUCUGCCCGUCUACCUGCAAAACUCCGGGCUGCGCAAGGUGCAGCGAGCCCAGAUGACCGCCCUGCUGUUCAAACGGACCUGCUGAAAACUAAAUAGAAUAAGGCGGAUCGGAACGUUUGGUGGGCCAGAGGCAACAUUUAUAUAUGAUGCUACCCCAUUCGGGGCGCCGACAGUUCAUUUAAGGCGCCUUUGCGCCUAUCUCUUCAAUCGAUAUCGAAAUCGGCCUUCAAAACGGAACUAAACGGCGA
Drosophila miranda is the source of this 3335-nucleotide messenger RNA. RefSeq names its product kinase D-interacting substrate of 220 kDa-like. NCBI's taxonomy places the organism in Eukaryota, Metazoa, Arthropoda, Insecta, Diptera, Drosophilidae. Gene Ontology annotation, molecular function: protein binding. The record is from RefSeq and is a predicted model, not a curated record.